CUAAGAGAAGGUGCGCAUGCGUGUAGCCCUAUGGAGGAGGUGGCUGCUUCGUCGUCGUGACUGGAGGCCGAGUGCUAAACUGUGUGGGGCACGGAUGAGACCCAGCUGUUAGUCGCUUUGUGUUAUUCUUGGAAAAUUUCGCACCACUUGUGAAUCCCUUGAGCCUGGGCAUUGCAAACCCACUUCUGUUGGGCCCAUCUCCUUUGCACUUUGCUCAGAUUAAGACUCAGUUGGCGCUUCAGCAGCUGAAUGUCGUUGCCUCACAUGGUUCAACAACACCUUAUAGUUUAUUAAAUCAGACAUUCUCGAAAGUAGCCAUGUCGAGACCCAGGUUUAAUCCUCGAGGGACCUUUCCACUUCAAAGGCCGAGAGCACCUAAUCUUCCUGGGAUGAGGCCUCCAGGACCAUUUAUGAGGCCUGGAUCUAUGGGUCUUCCAAGAUUUUACCCAGCAGGGAGAGCCCGUGGAAUUCCACACAGAUUUCCUGGCCAUGAAUCUUAUCAGAACAUGGGACCACAGAGAAUGAAUGUUCAGGUAACUCAACACCGAACUGAUCCAAGAUUAGCCAAAGAAAAAAUGGAUUUUCAUGAAGCACAACAAAAGAAGGAGAAACCUCAUAGUAGUCGGUGGGAUGAUGAGCCUCAUAUAACUCCACCAGUGGAAGUGAAACAGAGUUCUGUAACUCAGGUUACAGAGCAGAGUCCUAAAGUACAGAGCCGCUAUACAAAGGAGAGUGCCUCAAGUAUCUUAGCAAGUUUUGGAUUAUCAAAUGAAGACCUAGAAGAACUUAGUCGCUAUCCUGAUGAACAGCUAACUCCUGAAAAUAUGCCAUUAAUAUUGAGGGAUAUAAGAAUGCGAAAAAUGGGGCGCCGAUUACCUAAUUUACCUUCUCACAGCAGAAAUAAGGAAACACUUGGUAAAGAAACAGUUUCAAGUAACGUAAUUGAUUAUGGGCAUGCAAGCAAAUAUGGCUAUACAGAAGAUCCACUUGAAGUACGUAUUUAUGAUCCUGAAAUUCCAACUGAUGAGGUCAAGAAUGAAUUUCGGUCGCAGGAGAACAUUUCUGCAACUGUUCCCUCUCCAAAUGUGACACGUAAUUCCGUGUUUCCUGUGGAAGAUGUGUUUCGUCAGAUGGACUUCCCUGGUGAGUCCUCAAGUCAGUCCUUUUUCCCAGCUGAGAGUGGAACCAAAAUGACAGGCUUACACAUUUCAGGACAGUCAGUCCUUGAGCCUGUAAAGUCCGUCAGCCAGUCUCUUAGCCAAACAGUUAGCCAGACAAUGAGUCAGUCUCUUGUUCCUCCAUCUGUGAACCAGCCAUCCUUUUCCUCUGAAUUAAUUUCAGCUUUAAACCAGCAAGAGCGGAUCCCACAGAAGCCCGUGAUCAGUUCAGAUGAUGCACAUGUUGGACCUAGAGGAAGUAAAAAGAGUUACCAAUCAGAAGCUGACCUGCCCAUUCGGUCUCCAUUUGGGAUUGUGAAAGCUUCGUGGCUACCAAAGUUUACACAAGCUGGUACCCAGAAAAUGAAGAGACUGCCAACCCCUUCUAUGAUGAAUGAUUAUUAUGCGGCAUCUCCAAGAAUAUUUCCACAUUUGUGUUCUCUGUGUAACGUAGAAUGUAGUCAUUUGAAGGACUGGAUUCAGCAUCAAAAUACUUCCACCCAUAUUGAGAGUUGUCGGCAGUUACGUCAACAAUACCCUGAUUGGAACCCUGAGAUCCUCCCAUCUCGAAGAAAUGAGAGCAAUAGGAAAGAAAAUGAAACUCCAAGAAGACGUUCUCAUUCUCAUUCCCCCAGUCCUAGGCAUUCUAGGAGAUCAAGCUCAAGUCACAGAUACCAUCGAUCUCGAAGUCCAGCUCGUUAUAGAUAUAGACCAAGGAGUCGAAGUCCAAGAAUUUGCCAUAGUUUCGUUUCUAAAUACAGAUCCAGAUCCAGAUCCCGUUCUCCAUAUCGAAGCCGAAAUCUCGUUAGAAGAAGUCCAAAGUCCUACCGGUCAGUUAGCUCUGAAAGGACAUCAAGAAGAUCAGUAAGAUCAGAUAGAAAAAAGGCAGUAGAAGAUGGGGGACAACGUUCUGUACAUGGAACAGAAGUUAAUAAACAGAAAAACAUAGAAGCAGUUGAUAAAGGAUUCUUACCAGCACAAAAGCCUAAACUUGCCAGUGGAACAAAGCCAUCAGUGAAAUCUAUUCGGCCUCGGAAAGAUCUGUCUUUGAGUUCCAAUUCAAUUCUUCUUGUAUCUGAACUUCCAGAGGAUGGCUUUACUGAGGAAGAUAUUAGAAAAGCAUUCCAUCCAUUUGGGAACAUCACUGAUAUCCUUCUUGUUCCUUGUAGAAAUGAGGCUUACUUGGAGAUGGAGUAUAAAAAAGCAGUUACGGCAGUCAUGAGGCACACUGAAACAAUUCCUCUUGAAAUAAAAGGAAAAAUUGUGAAAGUAUGUGUUCCAGGAAGGAAAAAAGCACAGAAUAAAGAAGUGAAAAAGAAACCUUCAGAUUCUAAGAAGUUAUCUGCAUCUGCUUUAAAAAAAGAGACAGAUGCUUCAAAAACCAUUAAAACUCUUACUUCAGCUUCUUUUGCCAAAACUGGACGAAUAAAGCCAUCUACCUUCAAAGUGAACAAAUUUACAGGGAAAUCAGCGGGUUCUGUAAAAUCUGUGGUUACGGUAGCUGCAAAAGGUAAAGCUUUUAUCAAAACAGCAAAAUCUGGAAAGAAGUCUCUAGAAGCUAAAAAGUCUGGGAUUAUCAAAAACAAAGACUCCAAUAAACUCGUGACUAUACCAGCAAACUCUGAAAUCAAGACUAGUUCAAAAGACAGAGCCGCUGGAAAGAGUGCUGAAGAAACUACUUCAGAUACUUUGGAGACCUCAGAAAACGAACCAAUGAGCAAGGAAAUGGAGGAAAUGAGUGUGGUUUUUAUUUCUAAUUUGCCUAAUAAAGGAUAUUCUACAGAAGAAAUUUACAACUUAGCAAAACCAUUUGGUAGUUUGAAGGAUGUUUUAAUUUUAUUGUCUCAUAAAAAGGCAUAUAUAGAAAUAAACAAAAAAUCUGCAGAUUCUAUGGUAAAAUUUUACACUAGCUUCCCAGUAUCCAUGGAUGGAAAUCAGCUCUCUAUAAGUAUGGCUCCUGAGGAUAUGGACAUAAAAGAUGAGGAGGCUGUCUUUACAACCUUGAUUCAAGAAAGUAAUCCAAAGGCAAAUAUUGAUGAAAUUUACGACCGAUUUGUACAUUUUGACAAUGUACCUGAAGACGGACUUCAGUGUGUGCUAUGUGUUGGGCAUCAGUUUGGAACAGUGGAUCGCUAUGUGUUCAUGAGUAACAAAAACAAGGUGAUUCUUCAGUUAGAAAGUCCCGAAUCUGCUCUGUCAAUGUACAAUUUUCUGAAACAGUAUCCACAAAGCAUAGGAGACUAUGUGUUGACCUGUACUUUAUCUCCAAAGAUGGACUCAGAAGCUCAAACGGAGAGUGACCCAGAACUGGGGAAAGAAAGUACUUUUAGCCCUGACUUGAAAAACAGUCCUGUUGAUGAAAGUGAGGUACAAACAGCAGCCGAUAGUCCCUCUGUUAAACCUAGUGAGAUUGAAGAAGAAACUACUUGCAAUAUUGAAACAGAAACUUCAGUGCAGCAGGAAGAACUUGGUAAGGAAGAACCCAAACAAGCCUUGUAUGAGUCUGACUUUGUAAUUGAAACACUGGACCUGGAAGCUCAAGGAGCAGAGGUCAGCAUAGAAAUUCCUCUUGUAGCAUCCACUCCAGCUAAAACUGAGUUAUUCAGCGAAAAUAUGGAGGAAUCUGCCUUAAAUCAGCAGAUAUACACCAGUGACUUUGUGAAGGAAGAGACAGAAGUUACAAACCCCGAAACAGAAUUAUCAAUAUCUGACAGUGUCUUAGAAGAAAAGAACAUCAAGGGAAUUCUAGAAGAUUCUCCAUCUGAAGCAGAUAAAUCAUUUUCUGGUAUUGCACAACCCACAGUAGAAGCCAUUGCUGAAGUGGACAAACAUGAAACUGUUUCAGAAGUACUGCCAUCUGCUUGUGUUGUGACCCAAGAACCAGGAAGUUACAUUGAGGAUGAGAAGGUUCUGAGCAAAAAGGAUACUUCUGAAAAAAUUAGCAUGGAUGACAAGCAGGAAAAUGAAUUCAAUACUAAGGAAACCAGAAUGGAUUUACAAGUAGAAACAGAGAAAACUGAGAAGAAUGAAGCUGACACGUUUGUAGAAAAAUUGGAGAAGAUUAUAGCAGCAAUAAGAGAAAAGCCAGUAGAAAGUGCUGUAAUCAAGGCAGACCCAAAUAAAGGAGUGGGUGAGAGCAGUAAUCCUGAUGAAACUGGUAAAACUAGUGUGCCGACUGUAUCAAAUGUAUGUAAUAGUAAAACAAGCAUCAAGGCUGCUGUGGUGUCUUCCACUAAAGCAAAAAAUACAACUUCAAAAACUGAAAGUCAGAAAAAUUUUCCAAAACCUGUGCUUAGAGAUCAAAUAAUUGCUGAAAAGAAAGUUUCAGCCAAGGAAUUUGGUUUGCUUAAAAAUACCAGAUCAGACUUGACAGAAAGCAACAGUAAAUCCAAACCCACUCAGAGUGGUGUUAGCAGAGGAAGGAUCGCAGCCCUUCAGUGCAAGGAUUCUAAACUGGAUUACAAGGACAUAGCAAAACAGUCUCAGGAAACAGAGACCAAACCUCCCUCCAUGAAACGGGAUGACAGCAACUAUAAGGCAUUGGCUUUGCAGAGCACUAAGAAUUCUAAAAGUACUACUGGUAGAAGUUCCAAAUCGAAAGAGGAACCAUUAUUUACAUUUAAUUUGGAUGAAUUCGUUACUGUGGAUGAAGUCAUAGAAGAAGUAACUCCUUCUCAAGCCAAGCAGAAUCCAUUAAAGGGAAAAAGAAAAGAAGCUCUCAAAAUUUCUCCUUCCCCCGAACUUAACUUAAAAAAGAAAAAGGGGGAAACCUCAGUCCCUCACAGUGUUGAGGGAGAACUGUCCUUUGUAACGCUAGAUGAAAUUGGGGAAGAAGAAGAUGCAGCUGCACAAGCUUUAGUCACUGUGGAUGAAGUCAUUGAUGAAGAAGAGCUCAAUAUGGAAGAAAUGGUAAAAAAUUCUAACUCCCUUCUUACCUUAGAUGAACUAAUUGACCAAGAUGAUUGCAUUUCCCACAGUGAAUCUAAAGAUGUUACUGUUCUGUCCAUGGCCGAAGAACAAGAUCUUCAGCAGGAACGCUUGGUAACUGUGGAUGAAAUUGGAGAAGUAGAAGAAUCAGCAGACAUAACUUUUGCUACUUUGAAUUCAAAAAGAGAUGAAGGAACUACUGUAAGGGACUCUAUUGGGUUCAUUUCUUCCCAGGUGCCUGAAGACCCUUCUACUUUAGUUACUGUAGAUGAAAUACAAGAUGACAGAAGUGAUUUUCAUUUAGUGACUUUGGAUGAAGUAACUGAAGAGGAUGAAGAUUCUCUGGCUGAUUUUAAAAAUCUUAAAGAAGAACUUAAUUUUGUUACUGUGGAUGAAGUUGGAGAUGAAGAGGAUGGAGACAAUGAUUCAAAAGUUGAGUUAGCACAAGGCAAAAUUGACCACCAUCCAGAUAAAAAAGGAAAUAGAAAGAGGAAAGCCGUGGACCCAAAGAAGACAAAACUUGACUCUUUCUCCCAAGUAGGUCCAGGAAGUGAUACUGUUACAAAAGAUCUGAAAACCAUGAUUGAAAGACCUACGGCAGCUAAAACACCAAUGAAGAGAGUUAGAAUUGGGAAAGCAUCACCCUCACAAAAAGCUGUAAUGGCAGAACCAGCAAAAGGCAAAGAAGCCUUCCAAAUGAAUGAAGGAGUUGAAGAAGCUGAAUUAAACGAUUCAGAGCCUGAUGAAAAGCGCAUGAAGACCGAAGACUCUCCUGUAGGCAAAUCAGUGACAGCUGAUGUGCCGGGAGAUUUGGACUUCCUUGUUCCAAAGGCUGGGUUUUUCUGCCCAAUUUGCUCCCUCUUCUACUCAGAUGAAAAAGCAAUGGCAAAUCACUGCAAGAGCAAACGUCAUAAGCAAAAUACAGAGAAGUUCAUGGCCAAGCAAAGAAAGGAAAAGGAGCAGAAUGAGACUGAAGAAAGAAGCUCUAGGUGAUGGGAAAAAGAAGAAAACUCAUUAGAAAUUCAUUUAGGGUCCAGUUGAUUUGUGUAUUUUUGUUAUCAUUUAAUUUGUAAUUUCUGUUUCAGAAACAUAUUCAUGUUGUACAAAUUUCUGAUCGCCCUUGAUGUAGAGAAACUGAUGGGAAAAGUAUGAUGGGUUUGAUUUUUAUAUCAAAUCAUCAGGCAUGGAAAGAUACCUUUUAGAAGUGUUAAAAUAAAUGUUGCUACUGUAUAUUUCAA
This is a messenger RNA of Microtus oregoni (creeping vole), 6322 nucleotides long. RefSeq names its product zinc finger protein 638 (gene Znf638). Gene Ontology annotation, cellular component: nucleus. The transcript is spliced from 28 exons. Lineage: Eukaryota; Metazoa; Chordata; Mammalia; Rodentia; Cricetidae. Bases 318 to 6077 code for a protein of 1919 amino acids. Gene Ontology annotation, biological process: regulation of RNA splicing. The record is from RefSeq and is a predicted model, not a curated record. Gene Ontology annotation, molecular function: mRNA binding; zinc ion binding.